GCAUUAAGAGUUAGUUAAAUAGAGAUUUUAAAAUCUCUAGUAAAAUUAUUCCUCCAUCACUUCCUCCCAAGUUUCAAAUUCCUCCCCAAACAUAAACGCACCCCUCGGGUCACACUAGUUAAAUUCCUACCUUAUUAGAAUCCCUUCUAGCCCAAAGUCUGUACUCUAUUGCAUUGCAUGCAGACCCGCUGCUAUUACGCCCUUGGUACCGGAUUAAAGGAACCUUCCCAUAAACUCGGAAGCUGAGUCGAGAGUCUGCCGAGCGCCCACUCCAAUUUCCGCUCGGGCCUAAUUUCCGGGUUGCGCCUGCUUUGGCCGCAUCACCAAGAUGAGUACUAUGUUCGCCGACACCGUCCUUAUCGUUUUUAUAUCCGUAUGUACCGCGUUGUUAGCCGAGGGCAUAACGUGGGUACUAGUUUAUAGAACAGACAAGUACAAGCGGCUGAAAGCAGAGGUGGAGAAGCAGAGUAAAAAAUUGGAAAAGAAAAAGGAAACAAUUACAGAAUCAGCUGGCCGACAGCAGAAAAAGAAAAUAGAGAGGCAGGAGGAGAAGCUGAAGAACAACAACAGAGAUCUGUCGAUGGUUCGCAUGAAGUCAAUGUUUGCAAUUGGUUUUUGUUUCACCGCUCUGAUGGGAAUGUUCAAUUCCAUAUUUGAUGGCCGAGUGGUUGCAAAACUCCCCUUUGUACCACUUUCUUACAUCCAGGGUUUGUCCCAUCGUAAUCUUCUGGGUGAGGAUUAUACAGAUUGUUCCUUCAUCUUCCUCUACAUUCUCUGCACAAUGUCUAUUCGGCAGGCUGUGGUCUCAAGGCACGUGAAGCCACCACCUUGCUGAAGCUAAGCAGACCUGGGUCUGGUCAGUACCUGGAUGGGAGACUGCCCAGGAACCACAUGUAUGCCGCCUUGGUUCUGUGAUGAAAGAAAGGUGAGAUAUAAAUGAAAUAAACCAACAAAACAGGCACAGUCCUCUGAAAUUUGGAACUAGCCAUUAGGGUAAGAGUAACCAAUUCAAGGAAGAACAAGCUGGCUCCAAAUUGUGGGUCCCUGAGUAGGCCUACAAAUUAUUUCUUAAAGCUUUGGCAGCAAGCAGUUUAUAGGCAAAUGUGAAUUCAUUUGUGUACUUUAUUUUUAAAGCAUAGGCUUAAAGCCAGAGUUCCUUUCCACUUGGAGAAAACUGGAACCUGCCUCCCUUCCCCUGUGGCACACAGGCAUGCAGAUCAAUACUGACAAGAAAACCUAUUUAUUUGGCCUGAAAACAUGGCUCUGCCAUGAGGGAUUGUAGGUAACUUCUUGCUGCUGAAGUGCAUGCUUUUGGGUAAAAUCUUCUGCGGAGUAGCAGACUAUUCCUGCUAGCUAGGACAUAAGCUCAUAACUGAAGACACCUGUGUUAUCUGGUGUAGACUGGUACUCAAGGUCGCCAGGCAAGUUAGCUGUGGGAGUGCCUGUCUGAGAAGGUGCAAACACACCUGGGAUAUUCCAUCUUCUAGGAGGCUCCUGACUGAUCCCCUUAGAUCCCCUUAGCUGUUGCUGUGCUUUAUAAGAGGUAGAACUUUCUUUGGCUGUUUUCAUACAUGGGGCUGAUUGUGUUAGUUUAACAGAUUUAAAAGGUAGUGCUUCUGCCCCAAUUUCUAAAAUUCCUUUCACACUGCAGUACCUGUUAAGGAACAGUAGCUUUGUCAGCCAAUAUACUGGAACUUCAUGCACCUGUCUUUCACAAGGCUGCAAUGAACAGCAUCUUGUUUUCGUCCCUCACCCAUUAUACACAUGCGUACUGUAGUUCCCUCACAAUUCACUGCUUGAGUUAGUGUCUGGACACAGGGGUGUGUAUGGGAAAAGAAGGAAGGGAAUGCUGCUACCCACGUCCGUGCCAGAAUACUUGUACAGUUAUCACCAGGCAAAAAAAAGUGCAUGCCUAAAUGGUGGGAACACAUUGCAUGCUGGGAUGACUGUCAAGUGAGCGGCUGCAGCUAGCACAAACCUCCUGCAAUCUUCCAGGUUCCCAGCCUUGCAAACGGAUUAUUUCUAUUAUUUAUCACAGAAAUUAGAGCUAAACUUGCACUAUAUUCCACUAGAAUUCCAGAACUAGCUUGUACGUUGUGUGAAAGGUCAAAUACAAUGUGCAAAUUACUAGGUAAGAAAUCGUCAGAAUAACAGAAUAAAGUGCAGUGUGAAAACAGCCUUUAUCUAGUUGCCUCACAUCUUACCCUGACAUGACAUCUUGGGUGACGUGUUCUGCUGUUACUGGUGGGGUCUGGUAUCUUUGCUAUUAUAAGCUCUGAUGAUCUGUUUAGAGUUAGGAAUAGUUAGUUCUGUUAUUUUAUCCUGUAGUUCAAUUCUCAACUGUUGUAUGUGUAUCGACAAUUUAUGCCUAUGCCUUAUGGGUAUUCUGGGUUUAAGGGGUUUUUUGCUGCUAUUUGUAUGUACUUAUAUUUUUUAAUAAAGGUAAAGGUGUCCCCGCACUUAUAGUGUGAGUCGUUUCCGACUCUUAGGGUGACGUCUUGCGACGUUUACUAGGCAGACCGUAUAUAUGGGGUGGGAUUGCCAGUUCCUUCCCCGGCCUUUCUUUACCCCCCAGCAUAUGCCGGGUACUCAUUUUACCGACCACGGAUGGAUGGAAGGCUGAGUGGACCUCGACCCCUUUUACUGGAGAUUCGACUUCCUCCUUCCGUUGGAAUCAAACUCCGGCCGUGAGCAGAGUUUUGCCUGCGUUACCGCCGCUUACCACUCUGCGCCACUACCUUGUAUUUAUUCUGGUGUGUAUUCUUCCAGGUGAGCCUUGGGUAUGAAACCAGCACCUUGGCCAUUGGCCCUGUAGUGCUACUGAAUAGUUUGUUUCCCUUGAACCAGGAAGCAGAGAGCAGCUUUUAGCUCUUGCCUCUUUGAAAUCCCAGAAACAUGUUUAAGGCUUUAGUUUCCCCUGGCCCAAACUGGUGGGCAGAUGGGUGGUGGCAGUGUGAUCUACCUUACAGGGCUGAUUUUGAUUGUUUUCCAGCCCUGGUAUGAUUGGCAACGAGGGCUGUGGUUUCCAGGGGUCUGGGACCCAGUAAUCUGAGCUUCACUACACUCUCCCCACUUGUGAUUCCCAGCAACUGGUAUUCAGAAGCAUACUGCCUCUAACAGUGGAGGGAGAACAUAGCUAUUGUGGCUAGUGGCCAUUGAUAUCCUCCAUGAAUGUGUCUAAUGCUCUUUUAAAGCCAGUAGUGUAGUGGCAAAUUCACAAGUGUAGUAUCCUUUCAUGAUAAUCACACCAUGUCCCCUCACAGCCAUGCUCCCUUCUAAGAUAAUAUGACCUUCUAAGAUUAUACAAUAAAAUAAAAAUCUAAUUUAUUUGCAGUACUUUCCCUUAGCGAUGCAUUGCAAUGAUCAAUGCAGAUCUCCAUCUGUUGCCUUUCAGCUACAUCUACUAUUUUCUGUGCACAUACAUGGGCAAAUGUAGUAAGAAUCUGUAAGAUAAGGAAUGGCCCUUGCUGAGUUUCCCUUCUUGGUUGUCACACUGAGAUUCAGAGUAACUGCAUUUGGGCAGAGUUUUUUGGGGAAACUUAAGCAUGGAAAUCUUCACCAGAGUUGGCUGUGGAGACCUUGUCCAAGUGCCUGGAAUCCGUGAGUGGAUGGAUGGGAAGGAACAAGCUGAAGUUGAACCCUGAUAAGACCGAGGUGCUGCUUGUGGGGGACAAGAGAAGGUUGGGAGAUGUUGACCUGAAGUUCAAUGGAGUGAGUUUACCCCUGAAAGACCAGGUCCGCAGCCUUGGGGUUGUACUUGAUUCCAGGCUGUCCAUGGAGGCUCAGAUUUCGGCAGUGAGCCGGGCAGCCUGGUAUCAACUACACCUCAUACGAAGGCUGCAACCCUACCUUCCUGUUCAUCAGCUCCCACUGGUAGUACACGCCCUGGUCACCUCUCGUUUGGAUUACUGUAAUGCACUCUACGUGGGGUUACCCUUGAAAACGGUCCGGAAACUACAACUUAUACAAAAUGCGGCGGCUCGACUACUCACGAAUAGUCGCCGCCGGGAUCACAUCACACCAGUGUUGUUCGAUCUACACUGGCUUCCAGUUGUCUUCCGGGCCCAAUUCAUGGUGUUGGUAUUAACCUUUAAAUCCCUAUACGGUCUCGGCCCAGUUUAUCUUACGGAGCGCCUUCAACGCCACCAAUUAUGCUGCCCGACAAGAUCAGCCACACAGGGCCUUCUCUCAAUCCCGCCGACAAAAACAGCCAGGUUGGCGGGAACUAGAGAGAGGGCAUUCUCAGUGGCGGCCCCCACGCUCUGGAACUCCCUCCCACAAGAUCUACGGCACGCCUCUUCCCUAAAUGUAUUUCGUAAAGCCUUAAAGACCUGGCUCUUUCAACAGGCCUUUGGGAUUUCCGGGGAGGGUUAAUUGUUAUGACUGAAAUGCCUCUUACCCUGCACUAAUAUUGUUGUUGCUGCUGUAUUGUUUAUAUAU
Messenger RNA from Rhineura floridana, 4440 nucleotides. It is a transcript of the gene TMCO1, whose product is annotated as transmembrane and coiled-coil domains 1. Lineage: Eukaryota; Metazoa; Chordata; Lepidosauria; Squamata; Rhineuridae. Bases 329 to 835 code for a protein of 168 amino acids. The record is from RefSeq and is a predicted model, not a curated record. Gene Ontology annotation, cellular component: endoplasmic reticulum membrane; endoplasmic reticulum; cytoplasm. Gene Ontology annotation, biological process: endoplasmic reticulum calcium ion homeostasis. The transcript is spliced from 7 exons. Gene Ontology annotation, molecular function: calcium channel activity.